Molecule: messenger RNA, 3135 nt
Organism: Microthlaspi erraticum
Lineage: Eukaryota; Viridiplantae; Streptophyta; Magnoliopsida; Brassicales; Brassicaceae
Source: the annotation of a GenBank genome assembly
AUGGACAAGGCUUGGGUUUGGCUUCCAAGGACUAGCCGUGAGUAUGAACAAGGAUGUCAAAAGUUUGUUGAUGCAUCAGCAAGGAGUUUGGGUAAUCCUAGUGAAUUAUUCUGUCCAUGUCUUGAUUGCCGCAAUGUUUGCCAUCAGCCGUUGGAGACAGUAGUGGAUCAUCUAGUUAUUAGGGGUAUGGAUCAGAAGUAUAAGAGGAAUCAAUGUUGGAGUAAGCAUGAAGAGCAAAGAAAAGCUGCAAAAGAUGAUGUUCCGACAUCAGAAUCUGAGGCCUACAACUUGAUUAGGACAGCUUUCUUUGAUGGAGAAGAUAAUGAACAGGACCCGAGCCACAUUAGAGGUGAACCUGAAGCGAGUGACAGUGCAGAAGAAUCUCAGUUUAGGGACAAGUUGAAUGAGGCUGAAACUCCACUCUACACGACAUGUCACAAAUACACCAAGGUUUCUGCGAUAAUGGUUCUGUAUCGCAUCAAAGUGAAGAGUGGGAUGUCAGAGAACUCUUUUGAUCAGCUUCUGACAGCAAUUAAAGACAUGCUACCAGAAGACAAUUUGCUUCCGAAGCCCACAGACGAGAUGAAGAAGUUCUUGAAGAUUUUUGGGUUUGGCUAUGAUGUUAUUCACGCAUGCAAGAAUGACUGCAUCCUUUAUAGGAAGCAGUAUCAGAAGAUGGAAAGUUGCCCAAGAUGUAGUACUUCAAGGUGGGAAGUGGAUAAGCAUAGUGGUGAGGAAAAGAUAGGGAUUGCAGCGAAGGUGCUUAGGUAUUUUCCAAUCAAAGAUAGAUUCAAGAGGAUGUUUAGGUCUAAAAGAAUGGCUGAGGAUUUGCGUUGGCCUUAUAGCAACAACAGUGAAGAUGGUACAAUGAGACAUCCAGUGGAUUCCAUAACCUGGGCUCAGGUGAAUGAUAAUUGGCCAGUGUUUGCAGCAGAACCAAGAAACCUACGUCUCGGUCUCUCUACAGAUGGUAUGAACCCCUUCUCUAUCCAAAACACCAAGUAUAGUACAUGGCCGGUGUUGUUAGUUAACUACAAUCUGCCUCCAACUAUGUGUAUGAAGGUUGAUAACAUCAUGCUCACCAUGUUGAUCCCUGGUCCAACCGCACCAAGCAACAAUAUUGAUGUUUAUCUAGCCCCGCUAAUAGACGAUCUGAAAGAGUUGUGGAAUGAAGGUAUUGAGAUAUAUGACUCGUUUAUGAAAGAAAAGUUCACACUUAGAGCUGUGUUAUUAUGGACUAUUAGUGACUAUCCAGCAUUGGGUACACUGUCAGGAUGCAAAGUGAAGGGGAAACAAGGUUGUAAUGUCUGUGGGAAAGAUACACUAAAUGGGAAUGCAACGAGAAUUCAAACAGGAGCUGAAAUAUUUGAGGCUCUGAAAGAUUACAGAAACGACUUUGGGAAACCUUUGGAUAAGGAAAGUAAAAGAAAAAGAGCUGAGUUGUGUAAUGAUGAUGUGGCGUCAGAGCAAGAAUACGAAGAAGAUAGUGAUCAAUGGCGUUGGAAGAAACGGUCAAUCUUCUAUGAUCUACCUUACUGGAAGGAUCUUCAUGUGCGUCAUAACAUUGAUGUGAUGCACGUGGAGAAAAAUAUGUCCGAUGCAAUACUGUCUACGCUAAUGCAAUCAGCUAAAUCCAAGGAUGGUUUGAAAGCACGAAGAGACUUGGAAGACAUGGGAAUACGAGAACAUCUGCACACACAGGUCCGAGGGAAGAGAACGUAUUUGCCUCCAGCGGCUUUUUGGCUUUCUAAAGAAGAGAAGAAAAUAUUUUGUCUCAGGUUAUCUAAAUUUAGAGGACCAGACGGAUAUUGUGCGAAUAUCUCUAGUUGUGUGUCCCUGAAUCCUCCGGCAAUUGGUGGUCUUAAGUCACAUGAUCAUCAUGUGCUUAUGCAGAAUUUGCUUGCUGUUGCUUUGCGAGGGUUGUUGCCAAAAGGGCCUAGAGUAGCAGUGACUCGUGUAUGCAAUUACUUCACAAGGCUGUGUCAGCGUUUUAUUGAUCCUGAGAAGUUGAUACAUUGGGAGUCCGAGUUUGUGGAGACUAUGUGCCAGAUGGAGCGGUUUUUUCCUCCGUCACUUUUCGAUAUCAUGUUUCACCUUCCUCUACAUCUAGCAAGAGAAACACGUUUGGGUGGGCCUGUACACUUCCGUUGGAUGUAUCUCUUUGAGAGGUAUAUGAAGACCCUAAAGGCGUUUGUUAAAAACUAUGCUAGGCCAGAAGCAUGUAUGGCCGAGGGUUAUUUGGCCGAGGAAUGCAUCGUCUUUUGCUUAGAGUUUUUGCAUAAUUUUGUACCUAUUGAAGAAGCAGUUAAACGUAAUGACCAUGUUGAGGAUGAUCAUGUUGUACUUGAGGGACGUCCGUUGAAGAAGGCAACAGAAAUUACACUUUCGGAGAAAGAAAAAGACAUAGCACAUCGGAUACAUUUGGAAGAACUGCAGGCUACUGAUGCUCGGUGCAGAAGAAACAAAACUUUACUAUGGAAACUUCAUAAUGAACGAUUUGCAAACUGGAUAAAGGAGAAGAUACCUGCUAACUCUCCGGAUCAUUCGUCCAAGCUACGAUGGUUGGCAUUUGGACCAAGACUUGUUGCUCAAUCUCAUAAAGGAUUCAUAAUCAACGGCAAGCGUUAUCAUACGGAUGAUGUUAAGAGACAAACCCAGAAUAGUGGAGUUUCAUAUGAAGCUUUCACUAUGUGUAGGUCUAAUUCACGAGACAACAGGCAUACUGCAGACAUAGUAACGUAUUAUGGGGUGAUCAGGGAGAUCAUUAUACUGGACUACCACAUGUUCAACGUACCUGUAUUUAAAUGUACUUGGGCUAACAAAGGAAAUGGCGUGAAGGAAGAAGAUGGAUUCACGCUAGUGAAUCUGCAUCUAAGCCAAGCAGCUUUCAUCCAAGAUCCUUUCAUUAUGCCAUCUCAAGCGAAACAAGUAUUCUACUCGAGAGAAGAUGAAUCUUCACCCUGGUAUGUAGUAAUGAAGGCGCCACCGAGAGGUUAUCAUGAGUUAGAGACAGAGGAAGAGUUUACUGGGGCAUUAGGAUCAGAUUUUGAGUUGGAAGAUUUGGAAAAUCAGUCGUCAGAAGAUGAGAGUUUCUGUGUCAGGGAUGAUUGUGAAGGAGUUCUAGUUGGAGAGUGA